Xiphias gladius (swordfish) is the source of this 6764-nucleotide messenger RNA. It is a transcript of the gene tle2b, whose product is annotated as TLE family member 2, transcriptional corepressor b. The record is from RefSeq and is a predicted model, not a curated record. The transcript has 22 exons. NCBI's taxonomy places the organism in Eukaryota, Metazoa, Chordata, Actinopteri, Istiophoriformes, Xiphiidae. Gene Ontology annotation, cellular component: transcription regulator complex; nucleus. Gene Ontology annotation, molecular function: transcription corepressor activity; protein binding. Gene Ontology annotation, biological process: regulation of DNA-templated transcription; negative regulation of canonical Wnt signaling pathway. Bases 1118 to 3436 code for a protein of 772 amino acids.
AUCCUAAAUUGAGAUGUAUAAGCAUGAAACUUGACUUUCGCUCGCCUCCAGAGUUUGUUGUUGAUGUAAGAAAGAGCACGGGACACGCGCAGCUACCUAACUGACAGUUGACCUGGUUUGAAUUUAAGUCACAUCGUCUCCAGCGACGCUUAUUUUCUGGAUGCAGGGUUCAAUAUGAUGUGAAAAGGCUGCUUCCCCCGGUUGCCCUAAUUCCUAUUUGCUUGUUUGUUUGUUUUUUCGUUAGUCUUUCGUCAGCAAACUUCCUUAAAAGUCGGCUUGAUAGGAAGAAUAUUGCAGUGAGUUUUUGUGGAAACGCGGGCUACCCGCAAUCACCAGACCGUUGGGAGCACUGUUGUUGACCUGUAAUACUCCACAGUAUCUUGAGACAGAGCUGUCAAGACUAACACUGACAGAAUUGAACCCUUCACUGCAUGUUUUAGGUGCCGACCAUCGCUCUGAAGGUGCUGACCCUCCUCUGUGGAUCCAACAAGCCUGCAUCCUUGCCUUUCCUCUUGUUAUGCCAAGGCAAAGGACGGCCGGGUGAAGGGGCACGAGGAGAAGAGUGGGAGGAGGAGGAGGAGAAGAAGAAGGAAGCUUGCCUGGAUGAAAUUCUGUGUCAUGUCACUACGUGUGAACCUUGACUGAUCACAGGGUGAGGAAAAGGGAGAGAGACAUUGAGAGGAAGACGAGGAGGAGAGAGAGAGAGAGAGAGACAGCGUAGGAGAAACUGAGACUUUGGUUUCACUGGGAAAGAAGAAGAAGAAGAAGAAGCAGGAGGAGGAGGAGGUAAAGUCUGGUGCUCCGUUUUAUCAUGACAUUGUUGGAUAGACGAACCAACGGAUUGAGCACUCUUCAGUUGUGUGUCAACAGGAAUUUGCAUUAGAAGACAGAGAGAGGGAGAGCUGGGAAGAAAACAAGGCGAGAGACUCUGGAAGAGUAAAGACUGCUGUGUUCAGCCGAGCUAAGGAGCAGAGACUGGACUUACUGAGUGUGUGAGUGUGUGAGUGUGUGAGUCUGUGUGUGUGUGGCUGUGUAACCGGUGGAGGGCAGAGGAGUGGAGGGCCAGGGGACUAACCUGGCCAUCAAACGGACUGGCAGCCUCUCCUCUCCUGGGAUCAUGUACCCUCAGGGCAGGCAUCCGGUCCCCUUGCAGCCUGGCCAGUCUUUCAAGUUCACAGUCCUGGAAACUCUGGACCGAAUCAAGGAGGAAUUCCAGUUCCUCCAGGCUCAGUAUCACAGCCUGAAGCUGGAGUGUGAGAAGCUGGCCAGUGAGAAGACUGAGAUGCAGAGGCACUACAUCAUGUACUAUGAAAUGUCCUACGGUCUCAACAUUGAGAUGCACAAGCAGGCGGAGAUUGUCAAGCGUCUCAGUGCCAUCUGUGCUCAGAUCAUCCCUUUCCUGUCUCAAGAGCACCAGCAACAGGUGGUCCAAGCAGUGGAGAGAGCCAAGCAGGUCACCAUGGCAGAACUCAAUGCCAUUAUCGGGCAGCAGCAGCUCCAGCACCUGUCUCACCAUGCCCCUGGCAUCCCCCUGACGCCACACCCAUCAGGCCUGUCCCUGGGUGCGGGCGGCUCAGGGCUUCUAGCGCUGACCGGGGCCCUGGGGGUCUCAGCCCACCUUGCGUCCAAAGAGGAGCGCAACCACCUUGACCCGGAACAUCUGCGAGAGGGAGCACCCAGCAGGAGUAAGUCAGUCUCAUCAACAGACAGUCAGCCCACUGAUGAGCGCCAGGGCCCAUCAGGAGGCUACUCCUCCUCGCAGGGAGGAGCAGAAGCCAAGAGGAGGCGCUGUGACGACAAGGAACCUCUCCCACCGCAUUCCUAUGACAGUGAUGGAGACAAGAGUGAAGACAAUCUUGUGGUGGAUGUCUCCAAUGAGGAGCCUAACUCUCCUGCGGGCAGCCCUCCUCACUCCCCCCACGGGAACGGAUUAGACCGGGCUCCCACCCUGAGGAAAGAACUCCCAGGCUCCUCGAGCACAGGAGAGGCCCCCUCCACCCCAAACCCCCGUAGCCCCACCCCAGGCAAGUCCAAGGACCCUGCACAGAUGGAUAAGUCCCAGUCUCCGUUGUCUAAGUCUGGCACCCCAUCCCCAUCCCACCGUGAGGCUCUUACCCCUGGAGCACCAGGAGCCCCAGGAGCUCCUGGUCCUAGCACCUCCUGCCUUCGUCUGGUCAGCAAAGCACCGACCAGUGCAGACCCUCUUGCUCUCCGCAGUCCCAUGUCUGUGCCCCCCGGUUCAUACCCGGCUCAUUUUGGCGUGGUGUCCCACGCAGGACUGAAUGGGGAGCUGGCCAGCCCAGGAGGUUUUGGUGGGGCUCUAACUCUCUCCCCACAAAUCAGCGCAGCGGCUAGCGCCUACUCCCGAAGCCCCAUGGUGGCUUAUGACUCGCGGUCUCACCUGAGAGCGCCAGGGCUGCCCUCCUCUCUGCCUGGCUCCUCUGGUGGAAAGCCCGCCUACUCGUUCCACGUGAGCGCAGACGGCCAGAUGCAGCCGGUGCCCUUUCCCCCGGACGCCCUGCUGGGCCCGGGGAUUCCUCGCCACGCCCGUCAGAUCCACACCCUAAACCACGGAGAGGUGGUGUGCGCCGUCACCAUCAGCACCUCGACGCGCCACGUCUACACCGGAGGAAAGGGCUGCGUCAAGGUGUGGGACAUCAGCCAGCCAGGCAGCAAGAGCCCCAUGGCCCAGCUGGACUGUCUGAACAGGGACAACUACAUCCGUUCCUGUAAAAUCCUCCCUGAUGGGCGAACCUUGAUUGUCGGCGGGGAGGCCAGCACACUGUCAAUCUGGGAUUUGGCCACACCCACUCCCCGCAUCAAGGCAGAGCUGACAUCGUCUGCUCCCGCCUGCUACGCUCUGGCCAUCUCCCCUGACAACAAGGUCUGCUUCUCCUGCUGCAGCGAUGGCAACAUCGUCGUCUGGGACCUUCACAACCAGACGCUGGUCAGGCAGUUUCAGGGCCACACAGACGGAGCGAGCUGCAUUGACAUUUCCAACGACGGCACCAAACUGUGGACGGGAGGACUGGACAACACAGUCCGCUGCUGGGACCUCCGAGAGGGACGCCAGCUCCAGCAACAUGACUUCACCUCGCAGAUCUUCUCUCUGGGCUACUGUCCGACAGGCGAGUGGCUGGCUGUGGGAAUGGAGAGCAGUAACGUGGAAGUCCUGCAUGUCUCCAAACCUGACAAGUACCAGCUGCACCUCCAUGAGAGCUGCGUUCUCUCCCUCAAGUUUGCCUACUGCGGCAAGUGGUUCGUGAGCACAGGUAAAGACAAUCUGUUGAAUGCAUGGAGGACACCAUAUGGAGCUAGUAUUUUCCAGUCCAAGGAGUCCUCGUCUGUGCUGAGCUGUGACGUUUCCCCGGACGACAAGUACAUAGUGACGGGCUCCGGGGACAAGAAGGCCACGGUGUAUGAGGUGGUGUACUGAGGGCCGGAACGAGAUGGCAAGGGACAGGAAGGAGACUUUGGGGUGGUUUUUGGGGGAUGGAAGUGGCGUGCCCAGUUGCCCUGCCAGCUGCUCCCAAUCCUCAUUACAUCUGCAGCAGUGGCACCUCCAUCUAAGUCCUCUUGAGUCCUCCUGACCCUCACCCCUAAUACAUCACCCCCUCUCCCCCUUUUUGCUGUGAUAUAAGCUACUGUGGAAGCUCCCAAAUGCCCCUUCCCCUCCUCCGCCUUCCAAUUUUAUCCCAAGGAUGAGGCAUGAUAGCACAGAGAGAGAGAGAGGCAGAAAAGAAACAGUAAGAUAAGAAGGACAAAGGAAAAGGGCGGUGGAGCAUAAAGAUAAAGUCAAGAGGAGAAAGAGGGGAAAGACGAGAAGGAAAAGAAAUGAAAGGGAGGAAGAGGAGGAGGAGGAGAAGGAGGAGGAGGAGGAGGGAGGCAGGGUAAUUAGGGCUGUUUCCUGAUUAAGAGCUCAGUGGAAGGGAGGCCCUCAGAGGAGGCGCUGAGCAGCACUGUGGGAGCGCCAGCCAGGAGCACUGAUACCACACAAUCGAUUCAUUAGCCAGACAGUGGAAGCCUUAAUGAGGCUGACGCCGCAGCUCGCUCUCCCCAGCGAGAGGUGUCAGGAGCUGGGGAACGAUGACGCCCUGAGAUGGAGGGGGCCGCUUCAGAUAUCCACAUACACUGACAUGAAACAUAGACCUGCUCUCCCUCUGUCUCUCUCACACACACACACACACACACACACACACACACACACACACACACACACACACACACACACACACACACACAAGGUGCAAGAAUACACACAAACACUUGCAUAGACCCCCUUGAGGUAAUCGCAGGAAGAGAGAAACACACAACACACGGAGCACCCAAUUAAACAUUCAUCGCCACGCGCCCCAUCUCACUGCUUAAUAUCUAUUUUAUUUUGGUCUGACAAAGGCAGCAUCUAAUGAGCAGCGGAGUCAAUGGGAUCCUCCCAGGGCCCAGAGACACAAACAGAGAACAUCAGCUGGGCUGUUCCUCCUAAUGCCUCUGGAUUGUUCUCCUGACACCGGGCGCUGCACUCACUCUCAUUAAAGGCACUGUCAGCUAGAUGAAGUAGCAGCACGGCUACUUCACUGUACGGCAGACAAGAGGGCAAAUUAACACCAUUCGAUUACGCUAUCAUCAGCAGCCAAGUGAGCAGCGACUAAUCCGAUUCUUUUCAAAUUUUAUGCAACUGGUUGCUGUUUUCAUUUACCAGAUGAGAUUACAUGUUUAUCGGAGUCAUUAUCUCCAUCUCUGCCUGCCUGCUGAUGUGCUAGUGUUCAAAGUGCUCUGGCUAAAUCUUGUUUGAUAAGCUAUUGAUUGCUAUUAAUUGAGAUGCUAAACAACUUAACGGAAAAGUUCAACAUUUUGUGAAUUACGCUUAAUUGCUUUCUUGUGGAGAUUUAGAUGAGAGGAUUGAUACCACUCUCAUAUAUGCUAAGCAUGAAGCCACCGCCAGCAGCCUGCUAAUUCAGUCCGGCAUAAGGACUGGGAAGCAGCUAGCCUGUUGCUAACUGAAUGUAACAGAUUCCACCUACCAGGACCUCUAAGGUCACCAAUUGACAUGUCGUACACCGUAUCUGGUUUGUUUAAUUCAUACAAAUGCCAAAGUGUAAAAAAAUAAUAAAUCACCGACUAUUUUUUGGUCAGGACCAGUUGCCUGGCAACCACAGGAGACUUGACAAAGUUACUGGUCCUACCCAAGAAACAUUCCAACACAUAAAGUCCGUAAAACUGUGAUUUGCCAUUUUUACAAUUCACUUUUUGAGGCGAGGUAUAACAUGUUAACCAGUGAGCUUUAGAGGUGCUGGUAGGCGUUUUUUUUUUUUUUUUUUAACUUUCAGACAGAGCCAGAAUAGCUGUUUCGAAUCUGCGUGCUAAGCAUGAAGUUAGCUAGCUGCUGGCUAGCUUCAUGCUUAGCAUACAGAUAUGAGAGUGGUAUCAGUCUUCUCAUUUUACUAACUCUUGGCAAUCAGCCAAUAAAGCCGAAAAGCCUAUUUACCAAAAUGUCAAACUUUUUCUUUAUAUUUGAAUCUUACUUUUCAGUCCUCCUUGUAUGAUACUCCAAACUGGCAGGCAAACUGUAUAUCGGAGCUCUCCGCUUCUGUAGAACAUGCGUUACCAGUGUGUAGACUUAAAAAGGCACAUUUCAAGCUUUUCUUUUAAGACUCAUUUAUUUCAUUCUUUUUUAUGAAUAGUGAUUGCUCGUCUUAUGUAAUGAUAUGUUUAUGUAUUGGGGUUGCCUAUGACUGCGUUUCGGGUACGGGGGAAGCAAACAGAAAGGGAUGCACUCACAUAAGACGACAUACAAAGAAUUUUUUCUUACCUUUUUUUUUUCUUUAAUCAGUGUAUUUUUAUCCUUGGUGAUGGUGACAGGCAGAGGGCAUACAACAUCAGCAAACCCAUGUGAAGAAAAAAAAAGACCAUCUAUUUCGUGAGAAAGGUUCCUUUGUCUACUGUUUGUUGUUUUUGUUUUAUUCCCCUUUCUCAAAAGUGGUAGUAAAAGUACUUUAGUCUGUUUUCAGUCCUUUUUGAGUAAUUAUACUACAUUUUUGUUGAGUCUGUGGUCAGUGUACACCAGGCAUUGGCUGCGACAGGACAAUAAAGAUUUAGCCAUCAAAGAGGUCCCAAUUUUUACUGCAUGCUUGUUGCACUAAAACUACUCUUCCGUGAAAGAAUGAGAUAAAUCAGAUUUUUUUCCGUAGGCACAGUGAAUGGUCUCACAGCCACAGUUUUACAGAAGGAUGAAUCUUACAUUACAGUAUGCAAUUUAGUUCAGCUGUAAAAAGUUUUAGCGAGAUGUGUUCAUGUUUCUCGCUGCAGCACUAAUGCAGGAUAGAAUAAUUAUGAGGGACUUCUACAAUGGCUACUGUACCAGCGAGGAGUCAGAUCAUCUGUACAGUUUAAUGCCUUUGCCUGCCUCUUUCCCCUUCUGCCUGUCAGCCACAGUCAGACCUAAACGAUGAUCUCAUACACAAGCUUGUAUACUACUCAGAAUGAUGCUGUAUAAUGGCUAUGCAUUUGGUGGUAUAGCGUGAAUAUUUGGGACGUUGUAUUUGAUACUCUUCUUUAACUGUCAGUAACGUCCCUUCCCUGCCUGUGCUUUCUCUGUUCCAACAGUAUAAAACCUUUUUAUUUUAUUUCCAUUUUACAAGCUCAUGUUUAGUUUCUCUUUUAAAAAGCCAAGGAACUUUUUUUUAAUGCACUGUGUCUUCCCUCCUGAUGCAUUUCCCAUGUGCUGUACAUGAAAUACUAUGUGUGAAAAAUAAACCAAACUUGUG